AUGUUCAGCGCUUUGUUGACAGGCCUGUACGGCAGCUUUUUGGCGCAUGCGUAUCCCGUUGAGCACCCUGCCAAGUUUUCAAGGCUUGUCGUUUUUGGUGAUAGUUUCAGCGAUAACGGGAAUGGGUCUUGGGUCGUGAGCAAUGGGACUUGGCCUGCUGAUCCAGCGUACUACCACCAUUCUUUCUCGAAUGGACCGAAAUGGAAUGAUGUAGUGGCCAAGCAGCUGGGCCUUAAGCUCAUCAACCUCGCGACUGGUGGAGCUACUACCAACAACGAUUUCGUCGCUGGAGGUACAGGCGCUGAGUCGACGAUUGCAGUGCCUUCAGCUGCAGAUCAAGUUCUGUCGUUUCUAUCUUGGGAUAAACCUCAGGCUGGUGAUAUCUUUGUUCACUGGAUUGGUGCCAAUGACAUUCUUUUCAACACAAGUAUUACUGGAGGACAGGUCACGAGCUUGAUCAACGAGAACGUCAACAGAUUAUUUCAAGCCGGUACAAAGACUAUCAUCCUAGCAAACUAUCUCAACGCAACGACCUUCCCAGCAACGUACAACUCUUCAGCCUACAACGUCCCCAGCGUGCAAGACUACGUCCCCGCCCUGACAAAGGGUCUCGGGCAAAUUGCAGCAGGAUACUCAGCGUAUGCCAAAACCGCAGUGAUCGACGUGCAGGAACUAUUCAACGACAUGUUUUCGGAUCCCGAGGCGUACGGGUUCGAUGAGGACUAUGUUAAUCCUCCGACUGCAUGUCUCACGGGCGUUUAUACGAGCGAGGGUGUUCCACGACAUUUAUGCAGUGAUCCCGAGAAGCAUAUCUUCUUCGAUUCAUAUCACCCCGUUAAAGAGGUGCAUGCUUUAGUAGCAAAGUUGUUUGUGGAGAGUAUUAAAGGGUUCUCGGCUUGA
Molecule: messenger RNA, 900 nt
Organism: Fusarium fujikuroi IMI 58289
Lineage: Eukaryota; Fungi; Ascomycota; Sordariomycetes; Hypocreales; Nectriaceae
Product: related to phosphatidylcholine-sterol acyltransferase precursor
Exons: 3
Coding region: 1-900 (299 amino acids)
Molecular function (GO): hydrolase activity, acting on ester bonds
Source: RefSeq, a predicted model, not a curated record